Molecule: messenger RNA, 859 nt
Organism: Hydra vulgaris (swiftwater hydra)
Lineage: Eukaryota; Metazoa; Cnidaria; Hydrozoa; Anthoathecata; Hydridae
Source: RefSeq, a predicted model, not a curated record
UAGGUUGAAUUAUCUAUGUCUAUUACCACAGGUUUUUUGCUAAUGUCUACUAAAUAUUUAGAAAUAAAAAUGUCAUCUGUAAUAGAUUGUGUUUUGUGUAACAAAAAAGAUGUGCAAAGUUAUGGAUUAAAACUUGGAAAUGGGCAAUCUAUUUGCAAAGAGUGUGCAAGCUGUUCAAACAAUAUACUUAAUAUUGACGAAUUUGUUGGCAGAGUUAAUAAUUUAGCAUUUCAAAAGUUUUCAACAGAAAAGCUGAGAGAAAUAGCUUCAUCAACAUUGCUAAAAUCAGUUUUCAAGGGUCAACUUUACAGUUAUAGACACAAUCUAUACAAAGCUGGUGGAGACGAAAAAAGAUAUUUAUGUGACAUCGAUUUGGUUGACUUGUUGUCUGAUGAGCAACAGCAUGCUCUAUAUAGUGCAUUUGCUACCUCGUAUAAUGAAUUAAAGCUCAAUGAUUAUGUAUUAAAAGUGCUUGUACCUGAGGCAAUAAUAUAUCUGUUUGCUAAAACUGAACAGAUUUCAAGAAUCAAAGCUGAAGUCAUAUUAAAUUCCUACAUUUCAAAAGGAAUUAAUGAAAGAGACCAAGAAUCAGAAAGUAGUAUAAAUGAUGGGUCUGUGGUUAGCGCUGAGAAUUUUUUUAUACAUUUAUUGCAAAAGAAAGAACAGCAAAAGAAUAGCCGUUUAAUGAAGUGGGCUCAGUAUGAUUCUUGUAUAAAAGAAACUAAUACUACUCUAGUUAAUGAAAAGAAAGAGUUACCAGAACAAAGUGAAUUAAAAAUAAACAUGACUUUAUUUAACGAAGACUUUGAAUCUAACUUUUCCUAUUUAUACCUUAUUAUUUAGGAAGGUGUGGUCCAAU